Molecule: messenger RNA, 808 nt
Organism: Formica exsecta
Lineage: Eukaryota; Metazoa; Arthropoda; Insecta; Hymenoptera; Formicidae
Exons: 2
Coding region: 164-484 (106 amino acids)
Source: RefSeq, a predicted model, not a curated record
GACGUAAGGUAAGUUAUAUUUCUAAAUCAAUAAUUUGUGCUGCUCAUAUAAUUUUAAUCACUCAAAUAGUUUUAAUUUAACCUUUCAAUGAAAAAAAUGUUUCUAGUGCUGGCAUGAUUUUCAAUCACGCAGUAAAAAAAAACAUACUUUGAUAAAACAAUCUAUGACAGCAACAGGAGGUGGUAAACAAAAUACAGAAGUAUUGACAUCACAAGAAGAACAAGUCUUUAAUAUAAUGUAUUCAACUAAUGUUCAUGGACAUCCUGAUAUAGAAGAAUCCAAUAUAAAUAUAUUGAAAGAUUCAGAAGACGAUGUAAUGGAAAUGGAAUACUUAAAGGAAUAUGAAGAAGAUUUAUUCUUAAAGGUUGUACCUUCUACAUCACAUUCUGAUAGUAAUAACUGCAAUAUGUUAGUUCCUAAAAAAAAAGCAAUUAUAAACAACGAUUCCAAUGAAUUAUCAAAUGAAAAGGAGAAUGAAAUAUGAAGCAAUGAUAUAGAUGUUAAACAGCCUUCUUCCAAAGUAGGUAAAGUCCUUCAGAACAUAAGAAUGUCAUUGAAUACAAAAUCUUGUGAACAAAACAAAACCCCAAUUCAGAAGAAAUAAAUAACCAUCGUAAAAAAGGAAUUACAAAAUACUGCUGAAAUAUCACUAAAAUUGAACAAUAUUUAUAAAAAAAACAUACGAAUUGAAAAAAAAUAUUAUGAAGAGAGAUUAGAAUAUUUAAAAAGAUCUGUAGAAGCAAAGGAAAAAAUAGCUAAUAUUAUGGAGAAGUGUCUUAAAGAAUAUGUCUUAAAAGAAAAUAUAGCA